Salarias fasciatus (jewelled blenny) is the source of this 3239-nucleotide messenger RNA. Its product is annotated as catenin beta-1. Bases 208 to 2556 code for a protein of 782 amino acids. The record is from RefSeq and is a predicted model, not a curated record. Gene Ontology annotation, biological process: cell adhesion. Gene Ontology annotation, molecular function: cadherin binding. The transcript has 17 exons. NCBI's taxonomy places the organism in Eukaryota, Metazoa, Chordata, Actinopteri, Blenniiformes, Blenniidae.
UCUUACAUUUCCCAGUCUGUGCUGUUGCGGCUCGCUGGCAGUCUGUGGUGGGAGUGGACGAGGGCUCCCCACUGACGCUCGUCCUCAACAUUUGCCCGACUUUUUUCCAUUUUUGAGUGGUUUUUACUGACCGAGGCCGGAGUGGACGGACUUGCUGUGUUGACAAAGGAUCAGGAAGCUGUGUCGGCCGCAGUUUGAGAAAGGAACAUGGCUUCCCAGGCUGAUUUGAUGGAGCUGGACAUGGCCAUGGAGCCAGACCGUAAAGCAGCAGUCAGUCACUGGCAGCAACAGUCCUACCUGGACUCAGGCAUCCAUUCAGGGGCCACCACAACUGCUCCGUCUCUCAGUGGGAAGGGCAAUCCUGAGGAGGAGGAUGUUGACAACCAGGUCAUGUACGAGUGGGAGCAGGGCUUUAACCAGAGUUUCUCCCAGGAACAAGUACAAGACAUCGACGGUCAGUAUGCCAUGACACGGGCCCAGCGGGUGCGCGCUGCGAUGUUCCCAGAGACUCUUGAGGAGGGCAUGCAGAUCCCUUCCACACAAUACGAUGCAGCAAACCCGACCAACGUCCAGAGGCUGGCAGAGCCCUCGCAAAUGCUCAAACAUGCUGUGGUCAACCUCAUCAACUAUCAAGAUGAUGCCGAGCUGGCGACCAGAGCCAUACCGGAACUGACCAAGCUACUCAAUGAUGAGGACCAGGUUGUAGUGAACAAAGCGGCAGUGAUGGUCCACCAGCUGUCAAAGAAAGAAGCGUCUCGUCACGCCAUCAUGCGCUCGCCUCAGAUGGUGUCGGCCAUCGUCAGGACCAUGCAGAACACAAACGAUGUGGAGACGGCUCGCUGUACAGCAGGAACCCUGCACAACCUGUCCCACCACAGAGAGGGCCUGCUGGCCAUUUUCAAGUCAGGAGGAAUACCAGCGCUAGUUAAAAUGCUGGGUUCACCUGUGGACUCCGUCCUGUUCUACGCCAUCACCACGCUCCACAACCUCCUCCUGCAUCAAGAAGGUGCCAAGAUGGCGGUUCGUUUAGCUGGAGGUCUGCAGAAAAUGGUAGCUUUGCUCAACAAAACUAACGUCAAGUUCUUGGCCAUCACCACCGACUGUCUCCAGAUACUGGCCUACGGAAACCAGGAAAGCAAGUUGAUAAUCCUGGCAAGUGGCGGCCCACAAGCGCUGGUCAACAUCAUGAGGACUUACACCUACGAGAAGCUGUUGUGGACCACAAGCCGCGUUCUCAAAGUUCUGUCAGUCUGCUCCAGUAACAAGCCUGCCAUCGUAGAAGCUGGUGGGAUGCAGGCCUUGGGACUUCAUCUGACAGACCCCAGUCAGAGACUAGUCCAAAACUGCCUCUGGACUCUCAGGAACUUAUCAGAUGCUGCCACCAAACAGGAGGGAAUGGAGGGUCUGCUGGGAACUCUGGUGCAGCUGCUCGGCAGUGACGACAUUAACGUGGUGACCUGUGCUGCCGGCAUCCUCUCUAACCUGACCUGCAACAACUACAAGAACAAAAUGAUGGUCUGCCAGGUGGGAGGCAUUGAGGCGUUGGUUCGCACGGUGCUCCGGGCUGGAGACAGAGAGGACAUCACAGAGCCGGCCAUUUGUGCCCUGCGUCACCUCACAUCGCGACAUCAGGACGCUGAGAUGGCUCAGAAUGCUGUCAGACUCCACUAUGGCCUGCCUGUGGUUGUCAAAUUACUGCAUCCGCCGUCACACUGGCCACUCAUCAAGGCGACCGUUGGCCUGAUCCGUAAUCUGGCGCUGUGCCCUGCAAACCACGCCCCUCUGAGGGAGCAGGGGGCCAUCCCCAGACUGGUCCAGCUGCUGGUCAGGGCACACCAAGACACACAGAGACGCACCAGCAUGGGAGGCACGCAGCAGCAGUUUGUGGAGGGAGUUCGGAUGGAGGAGAUCGUGGAAGGCUGCACAGGAGCGCUUCACAUCCUGGCCAGAGACGUGCACAACAGAAUAGUCAUCAGAGGACUCAACACCAUUCCACUCUUCGUACAGCUGUUGUAUUCUCCCAUUGAGAACAUCCAGCGUGUCGCAGCAGGCGUCCUGUGUGAGCUGGCCCAGGACAAAGAGGCUGCAGAGGCCAUCGAGGCCGAAGGGGCCACCGCUCCACUCACAGAGCUGCUGCACAGCCGCAACGAAGGAGUCGCCACAUACGCAGCCGCAGUUUUGUUCCGCAUGUCGGAGGACAAACCCCAAGACUACAAGAAACGCCUCUCUGUAGAACUCACCAGCUCGCUGUUCAGGACGGAGCCGAUGGCCUGGAAUGAGACUGGAGAUCUGGGUUUGGACAUCGGCGCUCAGGGAGAGCCUCUGGGCUACAGACCGGAAGACCCGAGUUACCGUUCCUUCCACUCGGGAGGUUACGGAGGGGACACACUGGGCAUGGAGCCCAUGAUGGACCAUGAUCUGGGGGGAGGCCACCACCCUGGCCAGGAGUACCCCCCUGUAGAAGGGCUUCCUGACCUAGGACACGCCCAGGAACUCAUAGAGGGCCUGCCGCCCGGCGACUCCAACCAACUGGCCUGGUUUGAUACUGACCUGUAAAUACCGAGACCAACAUUACACUACACUUUCUACUAGCUGUAUCAUGUGAUCUGGAUGAACCUGCAUCGUGAUUCGCCCAUAUGGAGGAGGCGGGGUUUCAGAAAGUGCCUGAAGAAGACUCAACAACAGCAAGCAGAGUUUCCUGUCUACGGGAACUCCAUUGGGACAAACUAGAUUUGAGUGCGGUUCGGUUCUGGUCUCAGCCUGAUGGGGGGCUGACUUCAAAUCCUGACAUGACUCACAGAUUUUGAUCUCAACGAUUGGUUUUCAAAAACCCUUUUUAUGUCCAUUUAAUUUUUACUUCCUUCGGUUGUUUUGCUUUUUUGUAUUCCGUUUUGUCUGUAUGGUACAAACUGAAUUAGCUUGCUUUCCCCCCCAUUAUUCUGAGUUAUGAUACACAUCUCUUGUUUUUGCAGUUCUUUGUAUUUUGAGUUUGUCUCUCUGGUAGUAUUUGAGUUUUUUUGUUUUUUCAAUUUUUUUUUUUUUUUUUUUUGUGGUAAUGCUCCAUCCCAGUAAAGAAUCUGAUCACAUUUUAAAUGGUGUCCAAACACUAAAGUUAAUCAGUUGAAUUGUAUUCUGAUGAUCAAGUGUAACAUUGUGUAGCUUUUGUAUAAAAAAAACAAACGAAAAAAAAAAAAAAACAUGAAUUGGAAAUCAUGGUCCAAAUAUCAAGCUAUUUUCUU